Messenger RNA from Gloeophyllum trabeum ATCC 11539, 1580 nucleotides. RefSeq names its product actin-like protein Arp6. Bases 124 to 1482 code for a protein of 452 amino acids. Lineage: Eukaryota; Fungi; Basidiomycota; Agaricomycetes; Gloeophyllales; Gloeophyllaceae. The record is from RefSeq and is a predicted model, not a curated record. The transcript has 10 exons. Gene Ontology annotation, cellular component: Swr1 complex. Gene Ontology annotation, molecular function: nucleosome binding.
CAGUGACUAGUGACUACAGAACAAGACUUUCGGACAGCCUGCACCAAAGCCCGGAAGAGCUAACGUUCCCACUUGAACUUAGGACAAGAAACCCGAACAUUUUGCAAAGGCGGCGUGUUACCGAUGGAGCCCUCUUGUAUUGCAGUCCUGGAUAAUGGAGCCUGCACAGUCAAGUGCGGCAGGACGAGCGUCAGUUAUGACGAUCAGCCGAGGCUGAUAACUAAUGCUGUCGUUCGCUCGAGAGGUGACAAAGCGACAUACAUAGGGCACGAAUUCGAUCAGUGCCGUGACUUCUCAUCCCUACAUUACCGUUUACCCUUCGAAAAGGGAUAUCUCGUCGACUGGGACGCGCAGAAAGCAGUCUGGGAUGGAAUUUUUUCUGACGAAGUGCUUAAAAUAAACCCCUCCGAGUCAUCCCUGCUCAUUACUGAGCCGUAUUUCAACUUGCCAAACUUGCAAGAAGUCUACGACCAGUUCGUAUUCGAGGAAUACGAAUUUCAUUCGUAUUUUCGUUCUACUCCUGCAGCGCUCAUCCCGCACGGGACCUUGUACGGCAAUUCAUCUUCUGCACCUCCAGAGUGUAUGCUAGUCGUGGAUUCGGGUUUCAGCUUCACCCAUGUCGUGCCGAUUAUGGAAGGUUCUAUUGUUUGGAGCGCCGUCAAGCGACUUGACGUGGGUGGCAAGCUGUUGACGAACCGUCUGAAAGAACUCGUUUCAUUUCGACAAUGGAACAUGAUGGACGAAACAUAUAUCAUGAACGAAGUUAAGGAAUCCUGCUGCUACGUCUCCGUGGAUUAUCGUAGAGACUUGGAUAUGUGCCGGUGGGACCCAAGAAAGAAUCCUAUCCUUCAAGAAUACAUUCUGCCCAAUUUCUCCGCCAAUCGGAACGGACGUAUCCGGAAAGCUGGAGAGCUCAUUAACGAGGCAGAUCAAAUCCUCUAUAUGAAUAACGAGAGAUUCUCAGUACCUGAGACCAUCUUUCAUCCAAGUGACAUCGAACUACAGCAACAAGGAUUGCCGGGGGCUAUCGCGUCCUCCAUAUCACUUCUGCCUGAAGAUGUCCAAGGUUUGUUUUGGGUCAACAUCGGUUUGAUAGGUGGAAACACAAAAUUCCCGGGGUUCUGUGAUAGAUUAAUGCUGGAACUGCGAUCAUUGGCACCGUCUGACGUCGAAGUGAAGGUUUACACAGCUGCUGACCCAACAACGGAGGCAUACAAGGCUGCCCUGGCAUUUGCUCGCAAUAGCGCGUUCCCUAGCCAUGUUGUCACAAGAGCCGAAUAUCAGGAGAGCGGCAGCAAUGCUUGUAGGAGAAAGUUCAAAGAUUGGCGGUCCAGUGACAGGGGCGUUGACCAGACCCUGGACCGAAGGAAAGGUAAGGCGCCCAUGCAAGACAGCGAUGAGGAGCCCAGCUCGGCUCCUAGGAAAGGCGGCCGCACCAGAAAUAGGACCGGGAUUCAGCCUUCUGGUCCACGCCGGCGUUGAACACAUACCGAUGAUCCCGGUACUUACUUAUCGUCGUUCAUUGCCAUUGCUCCGUGGCCGAGACCUCUGGGUUGCAUACUGUCGAACACGGCCCGUGC